GGCUCCAACACACAGGUCGGUAGACUCCGAUCGAUCCUCUCCUCCCUCCCUCUCCUAUCCGGCCGGCCGGCCGCUAGAUCCAUCCAUCCAUCCGUCGUCUCUGCGCGCGGCCUAGCUAGCUGCUGGAAACGAUCGAAUUGAAGCAGAUCAUCACAAUGAGCUCUGGCGGCGGCGGUGUGCCGCUGACGACGACGACGAUGGCGGUGGCCGUCUCUUCCCUGCUGCUGCUCCUGGGCGCCGGCUCCGCGGCCGUGAGCUACAACGACUCAUCCUUGAUGCGGAUGCCGAUGCAGUGGGGAAGCGCCAGGGCCACCUGGUACGGCCAGCCCAACGGCGCAGGCCCAUACGACAACGGCGGCGCUUGCGGCUUCAAGAAUGUGAACCAGUACCCCUUCCUGUCCAUGACCUCCUGCGGCAACCAGCCGCUGUUCCGCGACGGCAAGGGCUGCGGCUCCUGCUACAAGAUCAGGUGCUCCAAGCACCCCGCCUGCUCCGGCCGCACCCAGACGGUCGUCAUCACCGACAUGAACUACUACCCCGUCGCGCCCUACCACUUCGACCUCAGCGGCACCGCCUUCGGCAAGCUCGCCAAGCCCGGCCGCAACGACGACCUCCGCCGCGCCGGCAUCAUCGACGUCCAGUUCGCCAGGGUGCCCUGCGAGUUCCCCGGCCUCAAGGUCGGCUUCCACGUCGAGGACGGCUCCAGCCAGGUCUACUUCGCCGUGCUCGUCGAGUACGAGAACGGCGACGGCGACGUGGCGCAGGUGGACCUCAGGGAGGCCCGGAGCCGCCGCUGGACGCCCAUGCGCCAGUCCUGGGGAUCCGUCUGGCGCCUCGACUCCAACCACCGCCUGCAGCCGCCCUUCUCCAUCCGCCUGCGCAGCGACUCCGGCAAGACGCUGGUGGCACCAGACGUCAUCCCCGUCAACUGGAGGCCCAACACAUUCUACAGAUCAUUCGUCCAGUACUCCUCCUAGCUAGCUAGCUCUAGUGGUUGUUGAUUCAAUUCGAGAGCAUCGUCGACCUAUCUGUCGUCCGAUCGACGAUCCUCAUUCAAUUCAUCAGAUCAAUAUAUAUGUACUGCCGCAUGUAUCUACAAUACUACUGCGCAUGCCUAAUGGAGGUCAAACUGGGCCCCGGCCCCUGCUUGCUUUA
Panicum hallii is the source of this 1155-nucleotide messenger RNA. RefSeq names its product expansin-B8-like. The record is from RefSeq and is a predicted model, not a curated record. Gene Ontology annotation, biological process: sexual reproduction. The coding region runs from base 156 to 977 and encodes 273 amino acids. The transcript has 2 exons. Gene Ontology annotation, cellular component: extracellular region. NCBI's taxonomy places the organism in Eukaryota, Viridiplantae, Streptophyta, Magnoliopsida, Poales, Poaceae.